Histoplasma capsulatum G186AR is the source of this 726-nucleotide messenger RNA. RefSeq names its product phosphoglycerate mutase. The record is from RefSeq and is a predicted model, not a curated record. NCBI's taxonomy places the organism in Eukaryota, Fungi, Ascomycota, Eurotiomycetes, Onygenales, Ajellomycetaceae. Bases 1 to 726 code for a protein of 241 amino acids. Gene Ontology annotation, molecular function: sedoheptulose-bisphosphatase activity. Gene Ontology annotation, biological process: ribose phosphate biosynthetic process. The transcript is spliced from 4 exons.
AUGUCCUCCAACCCGCGCUGCUUCAUCGUCCGUCACGGCGAGACUGAAUGGUCGCUGAAUGGAAAACAUACAGGCACUACAGACCUGCCUUUGACAGAGGACGGAGAGAAACGAGUAAAAACUACCGGAAAAGCACUUGUAGGACAUGAUCGAUUGAUAGUCCCCGGAAACCUGGCGCACAUAUAUGUCUCUCCUCGUCACAGAGCGCAGAGAACCCUCGAAUUGCUCGAGAUAGGAUGCAAAGAACGACUUCCCUGGUUAGACAAAAGGCAGAACACACCUUUACGUACAGAAGCACAUGUGGAAAUUACCGACGCGAUUCGUGAAUGGGAUUAUGGGGAUUAUGAAGGGAUGACGAGUGCGGAGAUCCGAGAGCUGCGUGCUAAGAACGGAGAGGGGCCGUGGGAUAUUUGGCGUCACGGAUGUCCUGGCGGAGAAUCGCCAGAUGAUGUCAUCCGACGCCUAGACGUGCUCGUUACCGAAAUCAGAUCAAAAUAUCACAGCAAAGCUAUGUCCAAGUCGGCGGACGAGUCUUUGAAUGGUGAUGUUCUAAUCGUGGCCCACGGUCACAUUUUGCGAGCGUUCGCCAUGCGCUGGAUUGGGAAACCGCUUACAGAUACGGCAUUCAUUCUGGAGGCUGGAGGUGUGGGAACGCUGAGUUACGAACAUCACAACAUUGACGAGCCGGCCAUUAUCCUUGGGGGAGCAUUUGUUGUUGGUGACUAA